Molecule: messenger RNA, 7917 nt
Organism: Haliotis rufescens (red abalone)
Lineage: Eukaryota; Metazoa; Mollusca; Gastropoda; Lepetellida; Haliotidae
Product: tyrosine-protein phosphatase non-receptor type 11-like
Exons: 16
Coding region: 187-1986 (599 amino acids)
Biological process (GO): protein dephosphorylation
Molecular function (GO): protein tyrosine phosphatase activity
Source: RefSeq, a predicted model, not a curated record
UCAUGCUGUGUACUCGACAACAAGCAUUGAGAAACUUUAAAUAUUGCCUGCGUGAAAGGCAUUACGACCUGAGGCCCUAUAACAUACGUAAACAAACCUUGCAACGCCGACACCACUGCGUUAGUAGUCGGCAGGUUUACUACUGAGAAAUUCAUUCCAACGAAGCUGUGCGCCUGGGUACUAAUUAUGUUGUCUCGAAGAUGGUUCCACCCAAACAUUUCUGGGAUGGAUGCAGAGAAGCUCCUCAUGGAGCGGGGCACAGACGGGAGCUUCCUGGCGAGACCUAGCAAGAGCAAGGAAGGGGACUUCACUCUGUCAGUCAGACGCAAUGGUGAAGUCACUCACAUCAAGAUCCAGAACACGGGGGACUUCUAUGAUCUGUACGGAGGAGAGAAGUUUGCCACCCUAGCAGAACUGGUGCAGAACUACAUGGAGAAGUACAGCCAGCUGAAGGAGAAGAAUGGAGAAGUCAUUGAGCUGAAGUACCCUCUGAUGUCAGAAGACCCAACCCCAGAGAGAUGGUUCCAUGGUCAUAUAUCUGGAAAGGAGGCAGAGAAAUGUUUGAUGGACAAGGGUAAAAAUGGCAGUUACUUGGUGCGAGAGAGCCAGAGCAAGCCGGGCGACUUUGUUCUUUCUGUCAGAUGUGAGGAUAAAAUAACACAUGUGAAGAUUCGAUAUCACGAAGGGAAGUACGAUGUGGGAGGUGGGGAGCAAUUCCAGACACUCUCAGAACUAGUCGACCAUUACAAGAAGAACCCUAUGGUGGAAACGUCGGGCACUGUCGUCCAUCUUAAAAUGCCGUUCAACGCCACAAGAAUCACAGCAUCUGGUAUCGACAAUCGCAUCAAACAACUCCAGGCUGAGAAGGAGAAUGACAAGAAUAAGGGAGGAUUCUGGGAUGAGUUCGAGCAAUUGCAACAACAAGAGGUUCGCCACCUGUACAGCCGAAAGGAGGGUAUGAGACCCGAAAACAAAGCUAAAAAUAGAUACAAGAAUAUUUUACCCUUUGACCACACAAGGGUGUUAUUGAAGGACUGUGACCCCAACGUCGUGGGAGCUGACUACAUCAAUGCUAAUCUAAUCACAGCUGAGGAGGACAGCCUGGAGCCGAAGAAGACGUACAUUGCCACCCAGGGAUGUCUCCCCCACACAGUCGCUGACCUCUGGCGAAUGGUCUGGCAGGAAAACUCUCGGGUCAUUGUCAUGACAACCAAAGAAGUUGAAAGGGGAAAGAACAAGGCUGUGCGAUACUGGUCCGAUAACUCUGAAAAAGAGCUUGUGAAACCCACGCCAAACGGCUGUGUCAAGGUGAAAGUAAUAAGCGAGGUCACUGAGACCGAUUACAUCACAAGAGAAUUGGAGGUCAGGAUGGUCGUGGAGGGACAGGAAUCGGAGCCCCGUCAGAUCUACCAGUAUCACUUCCAGACCUGGCCAGACUACGGCGUUCCCGGCGACCCCGGCAGCGUUCUCAACUUCCUCCAUGUUGUAAACGCCAGACAAGACAUGAUUGACGACAAAGCUGGGCCCAUCAUCGUCCACUGCAGUGCCGGCAUCGGGAGGACUGGCACGUUCAUAGUGAUAGACAUCAUACUCAACCAGAUCAAGAUGCAUGGUUUUGACUGCGACAUUGACAUUCAGAAGACGAUACAGAUGGUGAGGUCACAGAGGUCAGGCAUGGUUCAGACGGAGGCUCAGUACAAGUUCGUCUACAUGGCUGUAUGGCAUUACAUGGAGACGGAGAGACAGCGAUGGCAGGCGGAGCAGAAAAGCCAGAUGGCGGGGAGAGACUACACCAACAUUAAAUACGCCACGGGAUCUGAGAACAUGGCGCGUGCACGUAACUCCAUCCCCGCUAACUCCCUUCCGCCUCAAAUUGCCAAUACACGACUUCAAGAUAAAAAAGUUCCCAGGGCUCCACCAGACGAUGCCAACAAAGUGUACCAAAAUAUCAGCACAAUUGACACUGGCAAGUCUGGGAAGAGAUGAGAUAUGCUGUCUUAGCUCGUCUCUGUGUCUCAUGUUGCUGCGCUCACCUUUUGCGAUUUCCAUGGUAACCAUGCACGUUGCUUUCAUCUUGCGUUACCUUCAAAACUGAGACUCGUUUUCAAGUCCUGAAGACUCAACAGUGAUUGUGUCCAAUAGGAAACUAUUCAAUAAUAGUAUUGUUGAUGAAGUGCUAAUAAUAUGGCAUCACAUAUUUCUGUCUUUCAUGGCUCAUGCCUGGAGCAUGAGAUGAAAGGUCAAGGCCAUUGUGGUCAAGGCCAUUGGUGAUCAGGGUCACUGAAGGUCAAGGCCAUUGGUGGUCAAGGUCAUUGGUGGACAAGGCUAUUGGUGGUCAAGGUCAUUGUUGACGUCUGGUCAUUAAUUCAUCUUUGUUUUAUUUGUUAUUGUUUUCCCUUGGUGUUUCCGUAUGAAACUGAUAAGGUUAUGAAUAUGAAACUGUACAUAGUUUGUCACCAUCGCUUUCUGCGAAAUUGUAAAUAUUCAGAGAUGUUUUUGCCAGUGUUGAACACAGGAAGUGCACUCACCUGAUGACACUACAAAGUUCAGAUAUACCUGUGAUACCAACAUAUAUGAUGUUUGUGGAAGGCUGAAAAAAUGAAAUAGUUGGUUCUCAGGCAUUGACAUUCAAAAUGAGACGGUCAGAAAUCGGUACCAAGUGUCUAUAUUGUCUAAUGGUAUGAUUUAGUCACCGUGCAAUGAUAACUUGUCGAAAUUGUUUUUCCAGUGAAGCGCGAGUUGUCAUUGGAUUUUUUUAGUCAGAAAUCCACCAUGAUAUAGCAUUAUGUUUAGUUAAUAAUAUGGUCAAUUUUUCGUGACUGUUUAAUCAAUUGUAGACGUUGCAAAGCAAAGGAUGUUUCACUAUUAUUGGCCAUGCCUGAGAAUCAAGUGUUGUUUUUAAGCCUAAAAAAAACAAUAAACUAAUAAUUCUGUGAUGCCAACAUGUUUUAGAAGGUCAGUGUUUUUUGUCUCCAAAAAGUGCUGUUGUGUUGUCAUUCAUGAACUUUUAUUGAUACAAUAAUAAUAAUAAUAAUAAUAAUAAUAAUAAUGAAAGAUAAUAAUGAAAGAUUAUGUGGGCAUUGUACAAACAAUACGAUUGGUUAAAAAAUUUGGCUAAAUUGGAAUCUAACAUUUCUGGUUAUUCGUGGUGUAUGGAAAGUGUGUUCUUGCUAAAUAUUAUUUCAUUUCUCUCCCAAAAUCGAAAAAACUCCAUUUAUUCAGUUUUAUUCUGUAGAAAAUCUCACCUUUGCUUGAUUUUUGCUCAGCAUUCUACAAACUAGACAGUUUAGUUGUCACAGAAACAUAUGUAAUUUUUUUGUAUGUACAACUUUUGUAUGUUCAAUGUCUAUAGACAUGAGUUGUUUCAGAUUGGAGGGUUUUAGUGAGUAAUUUGAGCUGGGAUAGUUGAAACAUCCAUCUAAAAGUGUCAGUCUCAAGUACAAUUACUGUAUAGGAUAUAUUCCAAAACACCCUGAAAAUCUGGUCAUCGCAUAACCUCAGAAAAUCUGGUCAUCCCCUAACCUCAAAGCUUUCCUUCAAUUCUAAGAAAAAGGUGACAAUUGUAACCAUAGUAACUGUCUCAUUGAUAAGGGGGAGGUCGAGUGGCCUAGUGGUUAAAGCAUUUGCUCGUCACGCUGAAGACCCGGGUUCAAUUCCCGACAUGGGUACAAUGUGUGAAGCCCAUUUCUGGUGUCCCCCACCGUGAUAUUGCUGGAAUAUUGCUCAAAGCAGUGUAAAAACAAACUCACUCACUCACUCACUGACUGAACAAUCAUCAGUUGCACAGGAUCUCGCUAAAAAAUCAACCAAUCAAAAUGGCUCAUUUAACACAACAGAUGAACAUUCAAAAUGGUCCGAUGAUGUAUUUAAUCAAAUGAGAAGACUGUUAUGAAGGUAUUUACAGCAGGGAAGGGAAGUCAUUAUGCUUCAGUGAGUGAGUGAGUGAGUGCUUUUAUAUUUAAAGUCACAUCGGCAAUAUUUCAGCCAUAUAGUGAUACAUCAAAUUAUACAAUACAGAAAUUUAGAAUACAAACCUGUCGACAAAGGACAGUAAAAGACCUAGAUUAUUACAGAUAUAGGUUUAAAACUAGUAAAUGACCAUAAAAUUGGACUACUCAUAACAAUACAAUAUAACAGUGGGCUAUAUAUCACUGGCAACGAAAGGUAGGCCACCAUCCUAGGGACCAUGGGGACUUACAGUACCUUGGCUACCUGCAUUGACCCCAGCAGGAUUUACACCAUCCCUAUAGUCACUGGUGAUUAUAAAGAAGGUUAGCCAAAGAUUAAAACAAACAAAUAUUCUACGAUUAAAACCAAUCUCAUUCAAAUCAGAUCUUAGUUCUCGCUACCGCCAAACAAAGAUCUGCGGACAUCACAUUAGGGGUCACGUCAGAAUGACCUUUCAUCCGACCAAUCAGAGUGUCGCUUACCAGAUCAUGAAAGUGACUUCGGGAUGUGAAUUCUAAUAAUGCAACCUUGAAAACUUUAACACGGGGUAUUCCGAACGAUAGUUACGGGUUUCAUGACUGAAUCCAUACAAUCUAGACCAUCUAUUAGCCAUUCCAGAAUGUUCUUUUGUUCAGGUUUCAAAUUUGUAAUCGAGAAUUAUUCAAAAUAUGUUGGCAAUUACUGGUCAAGAGGUUUUUAUUUAAUUCAGUGAUCUAGAUACAGAUCUGCAAAUGCAUUUUUUGAAUAUCAGUGUUACUCAAUAAUGAUGACAGUGUGUGUGAGUGUCGCCUAUAUCAGGCCAGGGGGCACGGCUGGCCCAGUCGUCUAAGGCGCCGUGAUUCACUGUGCAGAGUUGCGUCCCUUAGGUACGCCAGAAACCUAUGAUUGUUUCAUUCCAAAGCCUGUCGAAAAUACUGCCAUACAAUCUCAGCCUUCUAUUAGUCAUGCCAGAAUUUUCAAAGCGUAGUCUGUACUGGAAGCCACCAGUUUGAAACAAGUGCCGUAAAACUCGUGAAAGCUUCUUUUUCUUUGGGUUAUGUCGGCUUCUUUUUAGUCAUUUCAUUGGUCGUCAAAAUUUGCGAAAGGUCGAACUGACAUGACCUGUUAUGGGAUAUCCUCAGGUCUAGUGUAAGGGUAGCGAGAACUAAGAUCUGAUUUUUAUGAGAUUGAAAUUGGGUCAGAAUGUAGUGUAUUUAGAAUUCUUUCAGUAAAAUCUUGACACAACACAACAUGCCGAUGAUAUUUAAAAAACUAACUAGUAAGAAGUCAUGUUAUUUUUAACCAAGAUACAAUAUGUAUGAGUAAGCCCAAUGUCAAGAUUGUUUUUUGUGUUUUCCGGUUUCAUGUUGUGUCGUGUUUGUGGUGUACCCCGUGGUAUGUUGUGUCGUGUUCGUGGUGUACCCCGGGGUAUGUUGUGUCGUGUUCGUGGUGUACCCCGGGGUAUGUUGUGUCGUGUUCAUGGUGUACCCCGGGGUAUGUUGUGUCGUGUUCAUGGUGUACCCCGGGGUAUGUUGUGUCGUGUUCGUGGUGUACCCCGGGGUAUGUUGUGUCGUGUUCGUGGUGUACCCCGGGGUAUGUUGUGUCGUGUUCAUGGUGUACCCCGGGUUAUGUUGUGUCGUGUUCGUGGUGUACCCCGGGUAUGUUGUGUCGUGUUCGUGGUGUACCCCGGGGUAUGUUGUGUCGUGUUCAUGGUGUACCCCGGGGUAUGUUGUGUCGUGUUCGUGGUGUACCCCGGGGUAUGUUGUGGCCAUAUCUUAUCGCCUGUUUGCUUGGUAAGGCUUAAAAAAAUAAUAGUCUUGGUUCUCAGGCACCGCCCGCUUCAUCACAAAGUCGGCAAUAUGUUUUGUUUUUAUUUCCAUUUUCAAAAAAAUAUAAAAAACCUUAUACUUAAAAAGCAAUGCGAUCCAAUACGGCACACAGUUACUUCCCUUGACGUGUGCACUGCUUUACUGCACGUCUCGUGUUAUGGUCAUGGCGGCAAUUGGAGUUUGUAUGCUUGUUUGUGUAGGGAGGCCCUUUCCCAGGUUGAUGGAACACAAUUGGUUUGGUAACAUACUAGUUUGAACAAGCAAAAACACAAAUAACCGCCCACCCGCACUAUAUUUUUAAAAGUCAUUGCCUGAGAACCCAUUCUUUUAUUUUUUUAAGCCUUAUUCUGUAUAUUUUCUCUUGUUUUUUGUUACAUUUUCCUUCCAAGACUUUGGUAUUAAGUUCAGCUUUAGUAUUUAUUCUAGUUAAUUUCCUUAUUUGUAGUCUUUAUAGUUAAGGAUGUCUGCUGGUUUUUAGAGUAUUUAAUUUCUGAGAUGUAUGUUUCUAAAAUCUCCCCGCCGUGAUAUUGCUGGAAUAUUGCCUAAAGCGACGUAAAACCAUACUGACUCACUCACUCACUCUAAUAUCUCUUCUUUUAUAUUUCUAACUGUUCAAAUGAAAAAGGAUGAGGUUAGUGUCCCUUUUAAUACGCUAGGUGCACAAACAACCGUGUCAAAUCCUCACUUAACUGCAGGAGGGGCGGUCGGGUAGCCUAGUGGUUAAAGCGUUCGCUCGUCACGCCGAAGACCCGGGUUCGAUUCCCGACAUGGGUACAAUGUGUGAAGCCCAUUUCUGGUGUCCCCCGCCGUGAUAUUGCUGGAAUAUUGCUAAAAGCGGCGUAAAACCAUACUCACUCACUCACUUAACUGUAGGAAAAUUGUUGACCAUUAUUAGUUUUAAAAAGAGUACGGUACUAUUAAAAGUAUUUAACUUUUUGAAAUAUUUUAAUCAAAUAUGGAUACAUUUAUCUGUAAAACAUUUAUCUGUAUCAUUAUAUUGAUGUGUAUUUGUUUUGCAAAUUAAUAAAAUGCCACAUAUACAUAUUCCUCUAAAAUACACCAACAUGAACAACAGUGCUUUGACUUAAUGACUACCGUAAUGUUCUUAGGUCGUACGGAUGGCUCGGUUGUCUAAGGCACCACAAUUCGCUAUGCAGAGCACGCCAGAAACCUAUGAUUGUGGGUUCAAAUUCUGGUUCCCUGAUUAUGUUUCUAGGUUUGUCAGCACCAUACCCGUGCUCGUGGGUUUCACCAAGGUGGUAAACGUCUGAGACCUGCAUCACUUCGGGCUUUCCUCCCACAUUAAGCUGACACGCCGUCAUACGCCGUUCUCAACUUCACUGCUUCAUAUCGGUGAUAAAUUGAUUUACAUUAUGUUGUAAGAAACACUACCGUACACGACACGUUGUGCAGUGAUUACAAAAUAAUACCUGCAGACAUCCUUAAAAACCCCAUGAUGAAUAUUGUUCGUGUUUCAACUUUUUGUAAGGUCAGAUCAAUUUAAUUUCAUAUUUUGCAGAUCUUGGUCAAUUUGCUUAGACACAGGAGCAAAGUAAAAAAAAAAUAUCUUCUUUUUUAAAAAUUUAGAGUAAGCUCACCUGUUAAAUACAGAAAUUACAAUUGGUCUGGCCCAAGCUAAGAAUGGUGUGAUGAUAGAUCUAAGGCACAUUUAUCGACCGAGUAUUUUGGUCGGUUCUAAGAACCUGACCCUUAGUACUUAGGUUUGGUUCUGAAGGAGAAAAAGGUCCUUCAAAGCAAGAAAGUCGAUGUGUUUAUAUGAAGAGUUUAAAUGUUUGGUAAAGUCGUGGUGUUCCACACACAUGGAUGAUUGUGUACUGUAUUUCCUCUAUUAGACGCUGGGCCUCUAAUAGAAGCCGGGUCAAUUGUUCAGUGCAAAAAAUAGAAGCCGGGCCUCUAAUAGACGGAUAUCUAUGAAAACAAAAUAUUUCCAUUUCGUGACGGUUCGGGACAUUCGUGGUCAUAGUGAAAUGGGGGUAUUAAUAGAAGCCGGGUCAAAGGCUUGUCCGAAAUAAAUAGAAGCCUGGGCGUCUAAAAGAGGAAAUACGGUAUGUACUGUAUAUAUCGAAGUCCUGAGUUUCAUGAUCUAUCUUGUACCAUGGUGUCACGGCAUUGUCACACAACAGGGAUCAUCUCAAAAGUG